AUGAAUGCAGUUGAAAAUAAGUUUGAACUCCCGGAGAAACCUCCUGAUACGGAAAGUGAAAAAGUUCAUAAAGAAUACGAGAAGACAGUGCUAGCCUUAAACAAAAGUGAGUUUGUAGCUCAAAACCUUAUCGUAAGCUCAAUAAGUAGCCAGGUGAGGCAGCUUAUAAACAUGUGCACUUCAGCGAAGGACAUGUGGGACAAACUACACAGUGUUUUUGUACAACAGACAGAACAACGCCAGGAAAGAUUGUUUAAUGAGUUUUUUUGUAUAAAAAUGAAGGACAGUAAUGACAGUGUUGCUAAACACAUAUCAAAACUCGAUAAACUGUGGACGGAAUUGCAAGAUGAAACCUGGAAAGAAGACUAG
Macrosteles quadrilineatus (aster leafhopper) is the source of this 369-nucleotide messenger RNA. RefSeq lists its product as uncharacterized. The record is from RefSeq and is a predicted model, not a curated record. Lineage: Eukaryota; Metazoa; Arthropoda; Insecta; Hemiptera; Cicadellidae. The transcript has a single exon. Bases 1 to 369 code for a protein of 122 amino acids.